Messenger RNA from Gastrolobium bilobum, 1593 nucleotides. RefSeq lists its product as uncharacterized. The record is from RefSeq and is a predicted model, not a curated record. Lineage: Eukaryota; Viridiplantae; Streptophyta; Magnoliopsida; Fabales; Fabaceae. Bases 1 to 1593 code for a protein of 530 amino acids. The transcript is spliced from 3 exons.
AUGACCCCAACUCGAGCUUCACAGACAGCGAGCAUUGUUAGACCCAACAUAGAGGCUAACAACUUGGAACUAAAGCCGGCAUUAGUGCAACUGAUUCAAAAAGAACAGUUCGUUGGUGGAAGCACAGAGAACCCCUAUUGUCAUCUUGAUGACUUUUUGCUUUACUGUGAUACAUUAAAAGUAAAUAGAGUUCCAAUUGAUGCUAUAUUAGUCAGGCUAUUACCAUGCUCACUGAAAGAUGAAGCAAGAGAUUGGUUGCAGUCUCAACCUAAAGGAAGCAUAACCAGUUGGGAUGACUUAGCCGUGAAAUUCUUGGCCAGAUUUUUCUCAGCUUCAAAGAUGGCUAGGCUCAAGGCGGAGAUCACAGCUUUUGAACAAAAAGAAAGCGAAUCUUUGUACGAGGCUUGGACACGAUUCAAAGGAUUACUCAGGAAGUGUCCUCAACACGGAAUUGAAGCAUGGGAGAAGGCAAGAAUCUUUUUCCAAGGGAUGACAUCCAACACAAGAACAUUGGUAAAUGCCGCUUCAGGAGGCUCAUUGAAAACAAAAACUCCUGAGGAAGCACUUGAAUUGUUGGAAUCAUUAGCAUCUCAAGAAUUUGACAAUGCUCCUACUCCAGUUGCACCCAAAAGAUCAGGGAUCAUGAAGCUUGAAGGCUAUGAUGCACUCUUUGCCCAGAAUGAACAAAUGCUACAAAUGAGGCUAAUGCAACUAAGGAUUGUGAAUACAUCAGAAACACAUAAAAACCACCAGCGGAGGUCAAUGCACUCUGGUAUGAUCAAAAGAACCCGAACAAUCGAGGAAGGAAUCAAUAUGCUGAAUCCUCCUAUGCCAUUGCAACAACAACCUCAAGGCACCACAUCAGAAUGGGAGAAGGCCUUUGCACAGCUAUCCAAAACAAGAUCCGACUACAUUCAAAAUACAGAUGCCUUCAGAGAUGAAACAAGAGCUUCAUUCCGAAAUCAAGAAGCUUCGAUCCGGAACCUGGAGACUCAAAUUGGUCAGCUAGCAAGACAGUUCACUGAAAGAACUCAUGGCACCUUUUCAAGUAACACCGAUACGAACCCAAAGGCACAAUGUAAUGCAAUUGUCACAAGAAGUGGGAUCGUGAUUCAGCCUGUGGAAAAGCCACCGGUUGAAAAGAAGAAAGAAGCCGAACCUGAAGUCGAACUUGAAGCUGAACCUGAAGCUGAGAAAGAUAAAGAAGAAGAUGAAGUAGAAGCCGAGAAGAGCAUUCCAGAGAGGAGGCUAUUCAAAUGGGAGAAAAAGAAAGCUUUGGACAGACAACCAAAAGCAGCAGACCCGCCUCCUUAUGAAAAAGUUCCAUACCCUCAGUGGUUGAAUCAAGAAGUCCAGAAACAACAAUACAACAAAUUUCUGGACAUCUUCAAGAAGCUGCAAGUCAACAUUCCUUUCGCAGAAGCCCUGGAAAUCAUGCCGAACUAUGCGAAGUUCAUGAAAGACCUUAUAUCAAAGAAACACAAGUUGAAGGAAUGCGAAACAGUGGCUUUGACAGAGGAGUGCAGUGCAAUCAUCCAGAAGAAACUUCCUCCCAGGCCGAAAGAUCUAGGCAGCUUCAGUAUUUCUAUUUAA